AUGUCGAACCUUGAAUACCCCUACUACUACUACUACUACUACUACUCCGCCACCAAGGCAGAUACGCCCUUUUUUGCCCUCUUGCUUUUCACGAGGUCUUUCCAAUUCAUUCCGUUCGAUGCGCGACACCUGAACUUGAUGUCUCCGAAUGUUUACUGCCCCUUCUGUGGAGUCAUCCUGUUGCCCGAUCCGUAUAGUGACGACCCAGCGUCUCCACGGACCCGCGUUCGCCCUUGGUACGCAGAAAUACGAGGCAUCUACUCAAAUGCUAACGAUGUGAGUGACAUCGCUUUAACCGGGCUAGGAAUCGUAGUGUCCCGGAACUAUCUCAACGCGCCACUGGACAGUGAUUCAUCUUAUGUCGGCGUGGGGACGGAAGCGCUGGAGGAAUGGAGGCUCUUCCAAUCAUCUGAAAUUCGUUGGUGCUUUGGCUUUCAUGAGUCGUGCUGGAGAUUGCUUCUCCUGAGGCUUGGCCAUGGACAGAAUGUACACUUCCCGGAUCAAAUGGCCGUUGCAGAGUCGGUUUUCUACCAGCUCUAUUGCACCCCUUGCCUUGAGGCCUCCCGCUUCCAGUUCGGUCACGACUACGAGGGAGCUGCACAAACACAGAAAACGCUUGGGCGGCCGACGGCAAUAGACCCGAGCUCACAUCUCUACGCUGACCCCUGUGCGAUUCCUCCUACGGAAAUCCUGGACGAUUCACUUUGGAGAAAGCGAAAUGUUGCUUGUUCCUCAAAUGCAAUUGCGGCAAACAUUGAUUGCCUCGGUGGAGGGGCCACCUGUGUCUCUGAAUUCUUUAAACUCUCGCCAGAAUUAAGAUUUGAGGUGCUUUCAUAUCUAUCCUUUCACGAGCUUCUAAGUAUGAGACUUGUCUGUCGGGAUCUGGCUCUAUUUGCGACUGUUGAUAAGCUCCCACAGUCGUACUGGCGAACUAGAUUCCUCCUUGGUCAAGAGGCUGAUUUUCUUUUCCCCAAUCUCUCGGACACACGAGACUGGUCUCGGCUUUUCUUUGGGACUAGGGCGUCUCUAAGGGCUAGAUGCCUGCCCUUGGUCAACCGAAAGAGAGUCCGCCAGCUGCUGGAGCCUAUAGCUGCCCUCGUGGAUCUAGCUGCUGUUUUUCGAAAUGGUCCGUACGGAUCUACCUUUGAACCGGCGAAAACCCAAGGAAAUUAUUAUCAACUAGCUGAUACCGGAAAGCCACCUCGACCGAUGGAGAAGGUUUGCUCCUUUUCAGGCCAAUUAGCUGCUAUUGACGCCGACAGUCCCUUGCAUGAUGGGUGCCGUGUGCUUUACGAUAGGGCGCAAUUAUUUAUGUCCCCGCUGGCGCGGGGACAUCGGCAGCGAAUAGGUAUCUCAACCAUUCAAAUCGGAACACGGGGCUUUAUAUCAGGAAUCAGCCUAUUCCCACCAGGGGACAACAUUGCCGUCGAUCAUCAAGCUGGGUACCACAAUCACGCUUCUGAGAAGUGGGUAGAAAUACCGUCUUCUUCGUACGUGAAUGCUCUUUGUGUAUCGUUCUGCUCGGAAGGACUGACAGGCAUCAAAUUUAUGUUUACAAACUCGGAUCCAUCAGGAUGGAUUGGCAACAACAGUGGCCCCGGAAUUGCUUAUGGAACGCUUACUAUUCCUGAAGGGAACAAUCAGUAUUGCUUGCUUGCAAGCUUAGAUCGUUUCAAAAUUGUUUCCAUCGGCCUGGGCGAAUUGAUUGAUCAUCCUGGAGAUUCUUUGACGCCUUCCUCCCAAGGAAAAACGAAUUUAUCCCCGGCACAGUCUCAUUUGUGGAUUCCGCAUGUCCCAGCGUAUGAAGACUUGAUAAUCAGCGAUCUUUUACCAUCCCGGCCUUCCCGGACUUUUGAACCGUUGACUAAUAUUGACUUUGGUGGUUCAAGAGGCCUGCUUCUCGGGUCCCUGACAAGACUUACGUUUUAUAUGGCAUCGCGCCCUCACCCACUCAUUGGAAUAGAGAUUUUCUACUCUAAUGGGAAUUCAACCCUUUUCGGCUCUAAUGGAAGCUGUGGAGUCUCGCUUUUUGUCGACGGCCCCGGGGGAGAGCGAAUCAAUCGGAUCGGCAUUCUGGAAGAUAAAUUCGUCCUAGACCCAGCAACUGGCUUGGCUGGUUUGCAGAUCUCCACAAAUUAUGGACGAGUUGUCAUUUUUGCACCUCUUGGUUCCAAGUUCAACGCAGCUACUGGUCUCAUGUUGACUUCACCUCCUGGCAACACAAUCACCGGAUUUGUUGCCUCUGAGUCCGAAAACCAACCCAAUUUCAUUAGAGUCGCUGUUCAGUCCCAAAAGUGUGCCGAACAACCCGUGGUGCCGGAUACCAUGGACUGGGAAUGCCAUCAGAUACCCGAAGAUCAGCUGCGAUACGACGAAAUAUUCUCCCAUUAUAUAGACAGUUCGAAUCCCGGUAACUAUCAAACCUAUGCUUCACUGAAAAAUGUCCGGAAGAUUCAAGCAUCCGUGGGCAUCCAAGGCCGAUCUAGAUCUACGAACCGCAUAUCCGGCUUGAAGCUUGAAUAUUAUGACCAUCCAAGUCCCGGGAUAAUCGGACAAUGGAUGGAUGGGCUUAGUGGUAGCUUUGAACUAUCCCAAGAUGAGCGAGUCCAGUCGUUAACUGUAUGGGCGACUCCAAUGGGGUUCUCAAGGGAAUGCCGACGGAUGGAAGUAGGCCAAGUCGCAGCCAUACAAUUUGAGACGACGUGUUCGCGCAGCGUGAUAUUCCGCUCCCCGGACUUCCAUCCCCUCCCACCCCGAAAGUUGCAACACCAGUACCAGAUCGAUUCCGACGAGGAGAUGGCGGCUAUCUCGUGGAUAUUCAACGUACAUUCUGAUGGGGUCCGAGCAGUGCUUUCUACCGAAGGAAGCCGGAGCGACCAAUUGAUAUUAGUGCCCCAUCACCCUCCUCCUUUUGACCAGGUACAGAAGCUCUACUUUGAGACGCAUGACGAAGCCGGCGGUAGAGACACUGUAGCCGAAGUCAUGGCCCAGUUUCGAGACCGGGCGAUUAUCGGGCUUGUGUUCGUCUAUGCAUCGGGUAGAAAAGCAAACAUAGGUGAAUUCAAUACUGGCACCUGUCAAACAGUUCAUUUUGUGCGGAACGCGCGCAUUGUUGGCUUAUCAAGUAUCGUCACGGAGCCCGAACUGAGGGAAAUUGGGUUCGAGGUCGAAUUGAAUGAGCAGUCUGGGUACGAACACCUUACACUCGCCAUGAAUUCGCCCUCCGAUGUGGCCGAUCCCGUCGGGUACGAUUGGCGAGACGUAUGGUGCAAGGACGGGAUGUCUGCGGAAAGUUACCAGUGCUCAGCACGCGACCGUGUGCAUAAGCCGCCGAGCGAGUCGAGGAUACAGGUACCUACGCUUCAAUGCGCAUGGGAUCCUGGCGAGUUGGUCCGCCGGGGUUGCCUCGGAGGCAACGACUAUGACGACGAUGCAGCUGCUUCAGCAGGUGAUGAUGACGAUAGUGAGUUGGCUGACAUGAAAUGGACAUCCCAGCUGAAUUACGGCAUACCUAUGAGUCAACUGUGA
Molecule: messenger RNA, 3528 nt
Organism: Aspergillus affinis
Lineage: Eukaryota; Fungi; Ascomycota; Eurotiomycetes; Eurotiales; Aspergillaceae
Product: F-box protein
Exons: 5
Coding region: 1-3528 (1175 amino acids)
Molecular function (GO): protein binding
Source: RefSeq, a predicted model, not a curated record